Molecule: messenger RNA, 5441 nt
Organism: Zophobas morio
Lineage: Eukaryota; Metazoa; Arthropoda; Insecta; Coleoptera; Tenebrionidae
Product: phospholipid-transporting ATPase VD
Exons: 11
Coding region: 179-4375 (1398 amino acids)
Biological process (GO): phospholipid translocation
Cellular component (GO): plasma membrane
Molecular function (GO): ATP binding; ATPase-coupled intramembrane lipid carrier activity; ATP hydrolysis activity
Source: RefSeq, a predicted model, not a curated record
GUUCUUGGAAAAUAGUUCGACGUGUGCGAGUUUAGAAGUUGGAGUGUGUUUGUGAUAAAGUUAUUAUUUAUCGCACGCGUGGAUGUCUGUUUUAUUGUAAUUAAUUUCAAGUGAAAUUUACAAGAAGUGCCCCUAGAUUUGGAUUUCAGUCAAGUUAUGAAAGAUAAGAGUGUAAACGAUGUCAAAUUUUUCCAACCAAGAGAGCACGGCGAAUGUUCCCCAGGCGGUCCCGCAGUCGUCACAAUGUUCCACAUACACAUUUCCUGAAGUUAGAUCUCCAGAGACUCGUGGUCAUCUACGCAGCAUCAGUCAUGGGGGCAACACCUCGCUGGGCGGCAGCAACUCCGCAGGCAUCGUGGGACGGCCAUCAGCUCUGAAAGGAGGUCGAGGUCACCAGCGUGCCUUUUCUCAAGGACAAAUCACCUCCGAUCCUGCUCGUCCUGGCCACAGUAGAGUGGGCUCCAAAACCGACUUUAUCUUGCCUCCAGGACACAAGGAUUCGGACAAUGUCAGUGGUAGUGCAUCGAAAGUUUCGGCGAAAGGCCACAGCAGGCAAGCCUCUAGAUCUGAAAGUAUUUAUACACUGAGGAGGACGGCGCCACCACCAUUAUGGAGACGGAUGCUGAGUAUCCUGCUCAGGCGAUCGCACAAAUCAGAACCAGAAGAAAGGUACAGGACAGUGGUCCCCAAUCAUCUGGUACCUCCCAAAACGCCCCGCAAGGAGCACCCCAACGGAAAGCGCCCCAAUAAUAAAAUAAGGACUACAAAAUAUACUUUAUUAUCGUUUUUGCCGCGGAAUUUAUUAGAACAGUUUCAUAGAGUAGCUAAUUUGUAUUUCAUUUUUAUCGUGUUGCUCAAUUGGUUUCCCGCAAUCAACGCGUUCGGAAAAGAGAUUGCGAUGAUACCAGUAAUGUUCGUGCUCGGAGUGACGGCUGUGAAGGAUUUGUUCGAGGAUCGCCGAAGGCACGCUAGCGACAAACGAAUUAACAACUCGACUUGCAGGAUCUACCAAAGUGAAGCGGCCCGAUACAAAAAGGUCCUGUGGAAAGAGGUACGAGUGGGCGAUUUGAUUCAUUUAUCAAAUAACGAAAUUGUACCUGCCGACAUUUUAUUAUUACGUUCAAGCGACCCCAGCGGUUUGUGUUACAUCGACACAGGUCACUUAGAUGGAGAAACUAAUUUAAAACAACGUCAAGUAGCUCGAGGAUUUGCAACAAAACAAGACGUAUUUGAACCUAGCAAAUUUCGCAGCCGAGUUGAAGUCGAGGCUCCGACAACGAAAAUUUACAGAUUUCAUGGCGCCAUCAUUCAUCCUUCCGGCGAAAGGGUGCCAGUUGGUACGGAAAAUAUAUUGCUCAGGGAGUGCCUUCUCAAAAACACUGAUUACGUGGAGGGAAUUGUCGUUUAUGCGGGUCAUGAAACUAAAGCUAUGCUCAAUAACGGGGGACCACGAUACAAAAGGUCUUCCUUGGAACGCCAGAUGAAUCAAGACGUUCUCUGGUGCGUUCUUAUUUUAAUCCUGUUGUGCCUCAUAGGUGCCAUAGGGUGCAAACUUUGGUUAAACAUCUUCAAUAAUUUGGAAUCACCAUUCAGGACUGACCACUCAGAAGGCAUAGAGGCGUUUCUUGCCUUUUGGACGUACAUCAUCAUUUUACAGAUAAUGAUUCCCUUAUCAUUGUACGUUACCCUUGAAAUGUGCAAGAUUAUCCAAGUUUAUCAUAUCCACCACAACGUUGAUCUUUACGAUUGCAUGAUGGACAAACGUACCGAAUGUCGUGCACUCAAUAUCACAGAAGAAUUGGGUCAAAUCCAGUAUAUUUUCUCAGAUAAAACAGGGACUCUGACGGAAAACCGAAUGAUUUUUCGUCGUUGUGCCAUAGCCGGUGUCGACUAUAACCAUCCGAAAAUGGAAGACGAAGGCAAAAACGGUAAACUCGGAUCCUUGAGUGUUCUUGUUAACCCUCGAUUAAUCAGUGACCUUAAUCAACUCGGCCCUGUCACUGAACAAAUUUAUACUUCGCGACAAGCACACACCGCAAAAAUUCAGGAAUUUCUUCUUUUACUAGCUCUUUGCAACACUGUAGUGUGUUCCCGUCAUCCGCAUUACGAUCUCAUGAACGCUUCGGGCCUGAUUGAAGCUGUACCGAGCUCUUUUGACCAAUCCGACGCAUCUGACAAAUACACCAGACUCGAAGAAUCCAGAUCGGUUACACCUUCGCCGCCUCUAAAUUUUUUAGAACCUAGAUCUCCAAGCGUGCCAUUAGAUGAUAGUUCUUUAGAGACGGAAGUGAAGAGACCGAAACUGCUCAAUAUUCCGCUUUUAGGGAAGAAGCAAGGGAGCAACACCAAUUUGACUGAUGAGCAAAAGGCCAAACUGAGAUCGUCGACGCCUAGUCCGCACGAUUUGAAACCGAUUUUUGAGGCCGAAAGCCCCGACGAAUUGGCUUUAGUGGAUGCUGCUUAUAAUUAUUCUUGCAAACUGGCGAAACGAACCCCUACGUCGGUUUGCAUCGACUAUUUUGAUGAAGGAAAAUUGAAUUUCGAAAUUUUGGAUAUCUUACCUUUCGAUUCAAAUAGGAAGAGGAUGUCGGUGAUAGUCAAACAUCCAGUUACUGGGGAAAUCGUGUUAUAUUGUAAAGGUGCAGAUUCUACGAUUUUUCCGCAUUUAGCUCCCGUGGAGGACGAUUCGGAACAAAAAGCCAUCGUCAAUAAGACUCAACAACAUGUCAAUAACUACUCUAAGGACGGCUUGCGAAUUCUAUUGAUGGCUAAACGUGUUCUAACCCCUCAGGAAUACUCCGACUGGAGUCAAAAACAACAAGAUAUUAACUUGUCGUUGGAUAAUCUUGACCGGAGAAUUCAGGAAAACUACUCGCGAAUCGAAUGCAACUUGACUUUGUUAGGAGCCACCGGUAUCGAAGAUAGACUGCAAGAAGGAGUUCCUGAGACGCUAUCCGCACUAAUGUCCGCAGGUAUUGUCGUUUGGGUUCUAACCGGAGAUAAACCGGAAACCGCCAUAAACAUCGCCUACUCUUCAAAACUCUUUUCUCCACACAUGGAGCUCCUCAAAUUGAUGACCCGAUCUAAAGAAACAGCCGAAAGCACGAUUCAGUUCUACUUGUCUGAAAUCGAAAAUGCCGAAUCUAGUAUACAAACAGUAUUACCAACCGCUAGCAAUUCCAGACGUCAGCUUAACCGAUCUGGUCCAAAGAAUCGCAGCAAAGCACUAGUCAUAGAUGGAAAAACUCUCACGUUCAUUUUAGACCGUCGUUCUAACUUGACCAAACCUUUCCUUCGACUCACGGGCCACUGCAGUUCAGUUUUGUGCUGCCGAGCCACUCCACUUCAGAAAGCCUACAUAGUCAGGGUAGUGAAGGAGGAACUGAAAAUGCGAACUCUCGCCAUCGGCGAUGGAGCGAACGACGUCUCGAUGAUACAAACUGCCGAUGUGGGAAUAGGAAUUUCCGGCCAGGAGGGAAUGCAAGCGGUAAUGGCGGCUGAUUUUGCUCUAUCGAGGUUCAAAUUCUUGGAGAGGUUGCUGCUGGUACAUGGACAUUGGAGUUAUGAUAGACUGUCACGGAUGGUGCUGUAUUUUUUCUAUAAGAAUGCAGCGUUUGUGUUCUUAGUGUUUUGGUUCCAACUGUAUAAUGGAUUUUCGGGUUCUGUUAUGAUUGAUCAGAUGUAUCUGAUGUUGUAUAACCUUCUCUUCACCUCGUUGCCACCACUUACAAUCGGUGUGUAUGAUCAAGAUGCGCCUGAAGAAUUGUUACGAGACAAACCUUAUUUGUAUCGUCAAGGUCGCCUAUCGAAAGUCUACAAAACAUAUUCCUUCUGGCUAACAAUGGCAGACGCAGUUUAUCAAAGUCUUUGCGUCUUUUUCAUCUGUCAAGGAACGUACGCGGACUCAGACAUAGACCUAUUCGAAUUUGGGACCACUGCAACAACUGCCUGCAUGUUUGUCAUGUUACUACACGUAGCAAUCGAAAUACGAUCAUGGACAAUAAUCCAUCUGGGUGCAAUCGUCUUCUCCAUCGGUGCAUUUUAUGUCUACUCGUUCCUAUACAACUCACUAUGUGUUAAUUGUUUCGGAUUACCUAGCACAUAUUGGAUAAUACAAAGAUCGACGAGUCGACCGACUUAUUGGUUGGUUACUUUACUCUCUUGUGUCGUCGCAUUGUUGCCGAGGUACGUUUUCCGAGUAAUGCAGACACUGAUGGCGCCCGAUGACGUGACGAGAGCUAUAAUUUCGUAUCGCCGAGCUAGUAGAAGAGGUGAGGGCUUUCUCGUAUCUUGGUCAAGGUCUACAUCUACAUCUUCCAUAUACAGAACCACAGAUACAAGGCCUAAGAAUAACGCUAUAACAGCUGUGGGAUAACGACAACGUGGCCUUAACUGAGAAAUUUACAGUGUUAAUCGAGAUAAACUUGCAUUUUACAGGCUGUGAUGCGUAUAAAUAAGGGACCAAUUAAGUUAUUUAAUUCUUCAGUUUUCGUUAUGUCUACGUACAACCUGUUUUACCAUUUGUAAAGUAUAAGUGAAGCAAUGUUUUUGUGCCAUUGUUUUCUUUUAAUUUGAUUACAACUAUUUAUGUACUUACAUUUUAUUAGGUGAGCUACAAUACUUGCAGUUACCAAACCUUUAGUAGAAUUCUUUUUUGUUUCUUUGUUAUACAAAUGUAUGUUCCUGAUAUAUUUUUUUAACUUGCCAAAUGAGUUCAUAGCACAAUCUUUAAUGUAAUUUAGUUAUUUUUUGAUGCGAUUUUUUUAAAUAUCCAUGACUGUGAAACUCUAUUUUUAGUAUUCUAAGGUGCUAACUCUACAGUGUGUAUUUCUAAAAGGCAACGAUUGAACAUCUCGCGUUUGUUUAGUCGCUUAUUUUGUACACUUUUAAGUAAUUUAACACUUUUAUAGUUUUCCACCAUUGCCUUACUAUAAAAUCUUUUUACAUAGACUGUGUGAUGUUAACAUGAUGUUGAUUUUAUAUAGUAUAAUCAAAAUGUUAUGAAACAGAUUAUUUUAGAAAUGAUUUAAUAAAUAAAUAUAUUUAUGUAUAGCCAAAACACUAUCAGUAUUAAACUUCGCAUAAGAUGUCACUCUUUGGUCUAUACUCUAUAAGAAUUACGAAAUUAAUUUUUAAAUUUAACCUGUAAUUUGUUUAAUUCGUCAGUACUUAACUCUGAUUUACGUUUAGAUCGAUCUUUUUAAUAAAUGCCGAGAUUGAAGAGUGUAUUUUUCAACAAAAUUAAACUAACAACCAGCACAUUUUACCAGCGUAUAAAACAUUGUAACAACCUAUCAAGUUAAUUAAGACCACUGGCGAAUUUUGCACAGGUCGGGUAAUACUAGAAAUACCAAGAUGAUUUCUUCAUUCCUCCGCAUGUACCAUAUGAUGUCAAAGACCCAAUAGCAGAACAGAGAAAAAUAUAUAAAAAUUAAAAAAGA